AUGGCAUUUCAGAGCUUCACAGGUUUCUCUACGAGUUCCUCCAAUCCAUAUUACUUACAUCGGAAUGAAAAUCCAUCGCUCGUUCUUGUUACUCCUCUUAUUGACGAUAAUAACUAUCAUACUUGGGCUAGGUCAAUGCACAUUGCGUUGAUUUCAAAGAACAAGGAAAGAUCCAUCGAUGACACACUUCCAAAACCUCUGGUAUUAAAUGUUCUUUAUGCUCCUUGGAUUCACUGCAACAUUAUGGUCUUAGCCUGGAUUUACCGUUCAAUUUCAGAGUCAGUUGCUAAGUCUGUUCUAUGGAUUGAGAGUGUUGUUGGUGUGUGGAGAAAUCUGCAGAUCCGUUUUUCACAAGGUGACAUUUACCACAUAUUCGAUAUUCAAGAAGAAUUGUACAAAUUUCGUCAAGGUAAUCUUGAUGUUUCAAAUUACUUUACACAAAUUAAAGUCAUGUGGGAUGAACUAGAAGCUUAUAGACCAAUUAGUGCAUGUUCUUGUGCUAUACCCUGCUCAUGUGGUGCCCUUGCAUCUAUUAGAAAGUAUAGAGAACUUGAUUAUGUUAUACGAUUUCUUAAGGGUUUGAAUGAGAAAUUUGCACAGUCCAAGACUCAAAUCAUGAUGAUGAACCCUUUGCCAGAUAUUGAUAAAACAUUUUCUCUUGUUAUUCAACAAGAAAGUGAAGUCAAUAACUCUCAAUAUGCGAUUUCCAAUAACAAUGUUUCUGAAUAUUCCACGGUCCUUCAUUUGAAUGCGUCUUUUGGCAACAAUCCUAACAGAUCCGGAAACAAUAGUUUCAAAGGCAAGAGUAAUGGAUAUGGGGGAGCUAAGGGUCAAAAUAGAGUGUGUACUCAUCGUGGAAGAACCAACCACACGGUUGAGACUUGUUUUCUCAAACAUGGUUAUCCACCUAGAUUCAAAGGUAAAGGAAAAUCCAACAUUUCUAAUUCACAAUUUAAAGUUGUUGCUUCUAUUGAAACAAGUCAAUUACCUCUUAAGAAAGAUUCAACUCAGUCAACGAUUUUCUUCACUCAAGAGCAAUAUCAAAGCAUUUUGGAAUUGAUUCAACAAUCUUAG
Messenger RNA from Vicia villosa (hairy vetch), 1074 nucleotides. RefSeq lists its product as uncharacterized. Lineage: Eukaryota; Viridiplantae; Streptophyta; Magnoliopsida; Fabales; Fabaceae. The transcript has a single exon. The coding region runs from base 1 to 1074 and encodes 357 amino acids. The record is from RefSeq and is a predicted model, not a curated record.